AUAGCAAAGAGUGCGUGCAUACAGGAGUCUGCAUUGCAUUUGCAUUGCACUCCAUUUGCAUUGCACUGUGGAUCCAAAUGCAGUGCAGAUGGAAGGGCAAAAUUGGGAAGCAGGAUACCCCAAAGUUGCAUAGGGGUCUGCAAGACUGUGGAGGCACUGGGUGUUACUGGUUGAGUGAUAAAGCAAUGGCUCUUGCAGCCCAGUCUUUCUCUUAAGGAGGUAACCAUGGUGUACCAGCCUCUUCCUAACAAUCUUGCAAGGCUGGUCAGUCUAGAGUCUUCAGGGUUCAUGCACUCUGACACUGCUUUAACUGCCUUGGCUCCACUUUAUGGGAUCCUGGGGUUUGUAGUUUUCCCUGGGACACCAGAGCUCCCUAACAGAGAAGUCUAGAUAGUGUGCAAGAUUGAAAAUGUCAGCAUGCCAUUGCAUGGAGCCGUGGUGCUUAAAGCAACGUAUAAUGCAGUUUUGACACUGUUUUAACUGUCUUGGUGCCACCUUAUGGGAUCCUGGGAUCUGUAGUUUCACGGGGGACCCUGACAAAGAAGUUUAACAUCGUACAAAACUGCAAAUCUCAGAAUGCCAUAGCAUCCUGGGGCCAUGGUGGUUAAAGCAAUGUACAAUACAAUUUGGACACCGCUUUCGCUGUUUUGGCUCCACUUUAUGGGACCCAUAGGGAGGAAUAGAUGUAAGAUCUUACAGACAUGUUUGCCUUCGAUAUGCUUUUCGUUUCUUUCAGUGAUUUUAUUUACUCAGUUUUGUGACAGGUCCCACUGUAUUCCGAAAUCCCCCCAAAUCCGAAACACUUCUGGUCCCAAGCAUUUUGGAUACGGGAGACCUAACCUGUUGCCCUCCAAGGUCCCCCAAGGAUGGUUGCCAACCCCAAGCAUAGCCCACUUAUGUGACAGGAGACAUUUUUCCUUCUGCGUCAGCAUUAUUUACAGCUGAGCACAGAAAAUGGCUCCUCUCCCCGGGGCGGAAUUGGUGAAGAGACCGUUGCAGCUUUAUCGGUACUUACUCCGUUGUUGCAAGGCGCUUCCAGGAAAGAAUGUCCAAGAACACUACAAACAUGCAAUACGGCAGAGUUUCAAAGUCCAUGGAGACGAAGACAAUCCCGAGAGGAUUCAGCAGAUCAUCAAGCGGGCCAUUGAAGAUGCCGACUGGAUAAUGGAGAAGUAUAAGAAACAGAAAUAAAGUGAGAAGGCAAAUAAUUUUGUGCACUGAUCAGAUGGAGAAGACCAGUUUGGAAAGGCAGCUGUGCCUUUGCGUUACGGAUUGUAGAAACCAAAGUGAUAAACUCUGCCUUGACUAUGCCAAUUGCAUACGUUUGUCAUCGCUGGCCAUCUAUCUGAGUGAGGUCUUGCCAAGAGGAACCAGCGUUUGAGUCAAGAUUCGAACAUUAGCAAGGAAGAAAGUAGGUUUUUUUCCAAUCAAAAUAGUGGUGACUGUUCAGAGAGCAUGGAGCAGGACCUGUCUUUUGGAUCAUUUGAAGACUCUCCAUUAUGAAUGUAUUGCCAACAUGCUCAAAUUCAUUCAAACUGAGUAAUCCUGAAAUCAUAAACCACUAAUAAAGAUGCUCAUGUCUCAA
Molecule: messenger RNA, 1585 nt
Organism: Sceloporus undulatus (fence lizard)
Lineage: Eukaryota; Metazoa; Chordata; Lepidosauria; Squamata; Phrynosomatidae
Gene: LYRM9
Product: LYR motif containing 9
Exons: 4
Coding region: 955-1191 (78 amino acids)
Source: RefSeq, a predicted model, not a curated record